UGCCAUAAUUUAUAUAUAGUAGCUAACAGCAGAAGUUAACAUAAUACAGAGAAAAUAAUAAGUAGCUAGCCCCCCAUUCUAUGUCUAUAUAUAUAAACUCUAGCCUCUCAAUUUUCCAAACUCUCACCCCAAGAUACUCUUUCUUCGGUCUCUAUUUUUCAUAUACAAUUUCCCUUUCAUUCAUUUAUCUCACAUCAAAGGCCUAUUGCACCAUAUAUGGCUCCGAUGGGAAACAAUGUUGUUGUGUCCAAUAUGAAACUGGAGAAGUUGCUUAGCAUGAAAGGAGGCAAAGGAGAAGCCAGCUAUGCCAAAAAUUCCCAAGCACAGGCCAUACAUGCGAGGUCCAUGCUUCAUCUUCUGAGAGAGACACUAGACAGAGUUGAGGUUGUUGAGGCACGUGAUGGGGUGGCAUUUGUGGUGGCGGACUUGGGGUGUUCGUGUGGGAGCAACAGCAUAAACGUGGUGGAUGUGAUAAUAAAGCACAUGAUGAAAAGGUACCAGGCAUUGGGGUGGCAGCCACCAGAGUUCUCGGCUUUCUUCUCAGACCUUCCCAGCAAUGACUUCAACACACUCUUCCAGCUCCUUCCUCCGCUCGCCAACUACGGCGCCGUCAACAUGGAGGAAUGCCUUGCUGCCAACAACCACCGCUCCUACUUCGCCGCCGGAGUUCCCGGUUCCUUCUACCGGAGGCUUUUUCCGGCAAGGUCCGUUCAUGUUUUCCACUCAACCUUCUCUUUGCACUGGCUAUCUCAGGUGCCAGAAUGUGUAGUGGAUAAGAGGUCAAGUGCAUAUAACAAAGGAAGGGUGUUUAUCCAUGGGGCUGGUCAGAGCACGGCAAAUGCCUACAAGAAACAAUUCCAAACAGACUUGGCAGGCUUUCUGAGAGCAAGGUCAGUGGAGAUGAAGAGAGAGGGGUCCAUGUUCUUAGUUUGCUUGGCCAGAACUUCAGUGGACCCCACAGACCAAGGUGGGGCUGGCCUUCUUGUUGGGACCCAUUUUCAGGAUGCUUGGGAUGAUCUUGUCCAAGAGGGAUUGAUUAGCCAAGAAAAGCGAGAUACUUUUAACAUUCCAGUCUAUGCAGCAAGCCUGCAAGACUUCAAGGAGGUGGUUGAAGCUAAUGGUUCAUUUACCAUAGACAAGCUUGAGGUAUUCAAAGGAGGAAGUCCACUUGUGGUCAACCAACCAGAUGAUGCAAGUGAGGUAGGCAGGGCUCUAGCCAACAGCUGCAGGACAGUGUGUGGAGUCCUUGUUGAUGCCCACAUUGGUGACAAACUAAGUGAGGAACUUUUUCUUAGAGUGGAGCAUCGAGCCACUAUGCAUGCCAAAGAGCUAUUAGAGCAACUACAGUUCUUUCACAUAGUUGCAUCCCUUUCUUUUGUUCAAUGAUUAGAGACUCAGAAAAAAAGGUCACUUGAAGAUAGUUAGACGACAAAGACUUAUUGUUUUUUCUUCGUGUGUUGUGUUACUGCAUAGGAGAAGUCAGAAAGAAUGCACAAAAGAAAGAGAAAAGAGAGGUUGACCACUUCCAACCUAUUGUUUUUUCUCCCUCUUUUGCGUGUUGUUUGUGUGUCAUAUUGCUGACUCUAGUUACUUGCUACACAUCAUGUGCUUUCUGACUUGUGUUCCCUUGGAUCUGAACUAAUUUUGCUCUCUACAUAGCAUACAUAUUAUAGUGUCCAUAUCUUGAGAGUUGUAUGAAUGGAACUUGCACCUAACAAGCUGAGCUGUUGGAUAGGCCAUUUGAUUUAGUCACAACUUCCUCUUUCUUUCU
Molecule: messenger RNA, 1771 nt
Organism: Glycine soja
Lineage: Eukaryota; Viridiplantae; Streptophyta; Magnoliopsida; Fabales; Fabaceae
Product: indole-3-acetate O-methyltransferase 1-like
Exons: 4
Coding region: 217-1386 (389 amino acids)
Biological process (GO): methylation
Molecular function (GO): S-adenosylmethionine-dependent methyltransferase activity
Source: RefSeq, a predicted model, not a curated record